Oryza brachyantha (malo sina) is the source of this 2478-nucleotide messenger RNA. Its product is annotated as cytochrome P450 734A4. The transcript has 5 exons. Bases 108 to 1730 code for a protein of 540 amino acids. Gene Ontology annotation, biological process: brassinosteroid metabolic process; brassinosteroid homeostasis. Lineage: Eukaryota; Viridiplantae; Streptophyta; Magnoliopsida; Poales; Poaceae. Gene Ontology annotation, molecular function: iron ion binding; heme binding; monooxygenase activity. The record is from RefSeq and is a predicted model, not a curated record.
CCCCCAACCGCCCGCACUCACCGGAGCAGCAGGCAGCGGCGAGCCGGCGAGGCGAGCUGGUUUUGCUUUGUGUGUGUGCUCUGUUUCAAGAAACAGGGGAGGAGGAGAUGGUGGUGGGGUGGUGGUGGUGGACGUGGCGUGGGGUGGCCGUGGCUGUGGCGGCGGCGUGCCUGGUGGCUCACGUGGCGGCGAGGGUGGCGGACGCGCUGUGGUGGAGGCCGAGGCGGCUGGAGGCGCACUUCGCGAGGCAGGGGGUGCGCGGCCCGCCGUACCGGUUUCUUGUCGGGUGCGUGAGGGAGAUGGUGGCGCUCAUGGCGGAGGCCACGGCGAAGCCCAUGUCGCCGGCCGCCGCGCACAACGCGCUCCCCAGGGUGCUCGCGUUCUACCACUACUGGAGGAAGAUCUACGGGCCGACGUUCUUGAUAUGGUUCGGGCCGACGCCGAGGCUGACGGUGGCGGAGCCGGAGCUGGUGCGGGAGAUCUUCCUGACGCACGCCGAGGCGUUCGACCGCUACGAGGCGCACCCCAUCGUCCGGCAGCUUGAGGGCGACGGCCUCGUCAGCCUCCACGGCGACAAGUGGGCGCACCACCGCCGCGUCCUCUCCCCCGGCUUCUACCCCGAGAACCUCAACCGGUUGGUCCCGCACGUCGGCAGGUCGGUGGCGGCGCUGGCGGAGAGGUGGCGCGGGAUGGCAUGCGCCGCAGGUGCCGGAGGCGAGGUGGAGGUGGACGUGGCGGAGUGGUUCCAGGCGGUGGCCGAGGAGGCCAUCACGCGCGCUACUUUCGGCCGCAGCUACAACUCCGGCCGCGUCGUGUUCCGCAUGCAGGCCCGCCUCAUGGCCUUCGCCUCCGAGGCCUUCCGCAAGGUGCUCGUCCCUGGAUACAGGUUCCUGCCGACCAAGAAGAACCGGCUUUCAUGGGGUCUGGACAGGGAGAUCAGGCGCGGCCUGGUCCGACUCAUCGGCCGACGCAGCGGCGACGCCGGCGAGGAAGACGAGACUACCGAGCUCAAAGACAAGGACAGCGGCUUCAACGACUUGCUGGGGCUCAUGAUCAAUGCCGGCGUCAACAAGACGAUGCCGGUGGAGGACAUGGUGGAGGAGUGCAAGACCUUCUUCUUCGCCGGCAAGCAGACGACCACCAACCUGCUGACCUGGGCCACCGUGCUUCUCGCCAUGCACCCCGACUGGCAGGACCGCGCUCGCCGCGAGGUCCUCGCCGUCUGCGGCGACGCCGGCGAUCUCCCGACCAAGGAGCACCUCCCCAAGCUCAAAACGCUCGGGAUUAUCCUGAACGAGACGCUGCGGCUGUACCCGCCGGCGGUGGCCACCAUCCGCCGCGCCAAGGCCGACGUCACCCUCGGCGGCAUCUCCAUCCCGCGCGACACGGAGCUGCUCGUCCCGAUCAUGGCGAUCCACCACGACGCCAGGCUGUGGGGCCCCGACGCCGCGCAGUUCAACCCGGCUCGGUUCGCCGGCGGCGCCGCGCGCGCGGCGAGGCACCCGCUCGCCUUCAUCCCCUUCGGCCUGGGCUCCCGCAUGUGCAUCGGCCAGAACCUCGCCCUCCUGGAGGCCAAGCUCGCCAUGGCCAUCCUCCUCCAGCGCUUCGACCUCGCGCUCUCCCCCAACUACGUGCACGCGCCCACCGUGCUGAUGCUGCUCUACCCGCAGUACGGCGCGCCGUUGAUCUUCCGGCCGCGCCAAUCCCAGCCGUUCGAUCAGCAACACUAGUAGCUUGAGCUAGGUAAAAUGACAGGAAAGCCCCUGUCCGUUGUGUGUGCAUAGUGACAGAAAAAAGGCCAAGAGACAACUAACAGAAGGCUCUGUCAGUGGCAGUGCUGGAUUCCGAAAAUGCCCUUGCUAACAGACUAGUACUAGUAGGAUCAGAGCACAACUUUUAGGGAUUUGAUGGGUCAGAACUCUCUCAGAAGAGAAGAAGGAACAGUGACAGUAGAGUAGAGUAGCCCCACAUCCACUGCUCGGUUGCUUCCAUUUGUUCUCUUCUCCUUUGCAUGGAUUCUGGUGUAGCAUGUAUCGAUCAAUGUAUGUACAGGUGUGUGAUUAUUUUUGUUGGAGACGCCCAGCACUUCACAGCAAAAGAGAGUUCUACUAGUAUUUGAAAAACACGCACAGGAAAACAGACACAGAGAGAUAUUUGAUAUAUUUGCCUGUACACGGUAUUCCAGCCUUGUGCUCCUCUCCUUUUUUAGCGUGUGGUCGGUGUGGUUUGUUGGGUUGACAAACAGUCAAGCCUGCUCCUCUUAUUUUAGCACUAGUUAAGAGUGUUCGGUUUCAUUUGCAGACCAGAACACAAACCAUGUACUACUUACAAAUGACAGGUUUCAGCUUUUCCCUGGAUUAAUUAUGUAGUAGUAGCAGCAGCAUUAGCGAUUUUUAUCAUGCAGGCCAUAUAGAGAAGAGCGUGUUCGUGUUUUAAUUUCUUUUUCGUGGAUUUAAUUUCUUUUUCGUGGAAAGUAGC